UUGUCACCUUCGACUGUUGAACUCCUCAAUGAAGCGGCCGUGUUACCUGCAGUAAUAGAUGAUGCGGUAGGCAUCAUUUCUUCGUCGGGGCUACAAAUCGAUCCUUCCUCGCAACCACUGGGUUCUGGAACUUUUGGCACCUGCUUCCCGGCUCUCAAGAGGGCCACGCUCAAGUGCGCAGUCAAGGUCUACAGGUAUAUGGAUUACGACCAAUUCUACAGGGAGUUAGUAGCCAUGUUGAGAUGUAAUCGUCAUAAGAACGCCGGUGUCGUGGAACUUUGGUGGAUUUGCAUCCCACCAUCAGGGACGACGGGUUUGCCUAGACUCGUGAUGCCUUUGGUCAAAGGAGUCACUUUGGACGAAUGGGUGUCCCGUUACAGCAGGCGUUCAAAGCCAACCACCCUCAGGGUUGUUCUGCAAUUGGUAGAGGCCGUUCAACAUCUUCACGAUACCGUGAAUAUCGUGCAUGGUGACUUGGGAUGGAAGAACGUCGUGAUUAAUGUUGCACGCAACUAUCAUCUGACUUUGAUCGACUUUGGAAACGUCAGAGACUCGGACAAGGGAAAACGACGACUGUGGGAACACGGAAGUUACUUUUUUUCUCCCCCGGAGGCUUUAUGCAGACGCCCGUGCCAUCAAACCACAGCCGAAUUGCACGUUCUCGGCGUCCUCUUGAUAUGCAUCGCUCGCGGCAGUACUCAAGGAUUGUGCGAGGCACCUCUAACGUUCGAAGACGGAAGAAACCGAGGUGAGGCUGCAUCCGUACUGGAACGAUUUUCUUGGGAUAACUGGCGAUGUGUUAGAGAAGAUCUCAGGAAUGGCAGGCGCGACUUUAUCCGACGAUAUCGGUGUGAUAGGAUCACAUUUGGCUCAUCCAAUCCCUGACUCUCUCCAGUCUCUCACAGAUGCAUUACGUAAUUUAACAAACUUGAAUACGAUUGGUCAAUAAAGAAUUUAUAAGCGAUUGAAUCUGUAUUCUUUUUUUUCAUUUUUGCUUUGAACGGCAAUAAAGAGGAGCAAGCAUAAAAACCGAGAUGAAAGUUGUCCGUGGAGCACCUCCAUGUUAUCGGGACGAGAUGGACAAAUUGAAUGUUCGCAAGAGUGUUCGACGAGAUUUAGACAGGGGUUUCUCCGUGGCCAUAGAUUCUCGUUGGGACGAUUCUCUGAACGCGGUCGUCUUUACCGUAGUAACACCUUACGGCGAGAAAUCGCAAAUUAUCUUGACAAAUACAGAUGUGCCUCGCCGUAUCUCCAACAUGUGCCCGGUGGUUCAAGACCCGACCCUGAUAACUCGCGACCCGUCUACGCCAAGUGAGCUACUGGGGCAGUUUUUUCUCGACCCGACCCAAGUUUCGGAACACGUCAGAAAGAGAGGCAUCAAGCCUUACGAUUAUGUCAACAAAGCCAUCCAUGAUAUUGAGUCGUUACCCGGAGGUUACGCCGGUGCUCAAUCGAGCGCAGAAUGCUUGUCCAAGUUCGACUGCAUGCAAAGGACGGCCACUGCCGUCUUCAGUUACGACAUCGCCACGCCCAAGUUUGGAACCGACGGUGCCAGCGCGGCCAUCAUCACUGGAGAUGCGGCAGAGGUGUGGAACUUUUUUGGACUGGCCAAGAUGCCUUUGCAGGACAGUGUACUAGAGGUAUUUUGCAGCGCGAUUGGCGUCAAGCCGGAUGACUCGUUGGAGAAGCGGAUCAACAGCCCCAUGAAGCGUACCAGAGAAGUCCCCCUAUUUCAAGUGACCGAUACGAAAAAGCAAGGAUUGGAUUUCACCAGCAUUACAAGUUUGGCGGUGCUGACGAUGAACAGUAUACCA
Porites evermanni is the source of this 1814-nucleotide messenger RNA. Lineage: Eukaryota; Metazoa; Cnidaria; Anthozoa; Scleractinia; Poritidae. The record is from the annotation of a GenBank genome assembly.